Molecule: messenger RNA, 3535 nt
Organism: Crotalus tigris (Tiger rattlesnake)
Lineage: Eukaryota; Metazoa; Chordata; Lepidosauria; Squamata; Viperidae
Product: double C2-like domain-containing protein beta
Exons: 17
Coding region: 183-2525 (780 amino acids)
Biological process (GO): intracellular protein transport
Cellular component (GO): membrane
Molecular function (GO): small GTPase binding
Source: RefSeq, a predicted model, not a curated record
GCCUUUGGACGGUUGGCCCCUGUAUUUAUUUAAUGGCUGAUUAGCAAUAUUGAGUUUUUGUGUGUGUUUUUUUUGCAGAGCGUUGCUGGUCGCCGGGGGUCUCGCACGCGCCUGGUGCUGCUGGCUGUUGGACACCCCCCCCCUUUUCUCUCCAGCCUUCGGGCCCCAGGGCUGACCAAUCCAUGGCGGAAACCAUUUUUGGCAGCGGCAAUAACCAGUGGGUGUGUCCCAAUGACCGGCAUCUGGCUCUCCGCGCCAAGCUUCACAGCGGCUGGUCGAUGCACACUUUCCAGACAGACCGUCAGAGGAAGAUGCAGGCACUGGAUUCGAACGAGAUGGAGGUCAUUCUGGCGGUCAUCCGAAGAGCCGAAAAGCUGGACAUAAUCGAGCAGCAGAGAAUUGGGCGCCUGGUGGAACGGCUGGAGAACAUGCAGAAGAGCAUCUUGGGAAACGGGUCGACUCAGUGCCUGCUAUGUGGAGAAGGCCUGGGGUUUCUGGGGAGCGCGGCCGUGUUUUGCCAAGAUUGCAAAAAGAAAGUUUGCACAAAGUGUGGCAUAGAAAUGCCGGAUCCCCACAAACGGACCGUUUGGUUCUGUAAGAUCUGCAACGAGCAGAGAGAGGUCUGGAAGCGAUCUGGGGCCUGGUUCUACAAAGGUCUCCCGAAAUGCAUCUUGCCCUUAAAAGGGAGCAGCGGCAGCAAAGCCAAAGAAAUCCACAUUCGACCCCCUCCUCCUCGCCUGGCACCCCCAUCCCUGGAACUCCGGGGCAGUGGGAUGGAUCACACCUACACCUGGGCCAGGAGCAAAGUUGUCUCCAGUGACAGUGACAGCGACUCUGAGAUCAGCUCCUCCAGUUUUGACAGUCGGUCCUUAUCCGUGAGAUCAAAGAGUUUCCAGAUCAGGAAACACCCAGCAGACUCUGUUUCCAGUGGUGAGGCUGCUCAGUCGCCAAGUGGGAGUGUCGGUCGGACUUUGGGCAGUACCAAAUCAGAAAGCCAGAGCAGUCUGGGCAGCGAGCGCUACAGUGCCCCGGAGGGCUACCAAAGUGAUCGUGAAGAUGGGGAGAGCGAUACUGUCCGAAGCGCUCCCGGUGAACAGCGGCGUGCCGGGGCGCUCGGCUUAGCAGGGCCGGGCUGGCGACGGCCUCUCCGGGCUCUUCGCAGCGGCGGCGGCGCCGACACCCGCAACCACCUCCUCCUCCUGCCUGCUCCUCCUCCUUCUCCUCCGCCGGCGGGCGCCCCUGCGGGAGCCGCCCGCAUGAGCCUCCGCAAAGGCGACAAGCCGCCCAUCAGCAUCCAGGAGCACAUGGCCAUCGACGUCUGCCCGGGUCCCAUCCGCCCCAUCAAGCAGAUCUCCGACUACUUCCCGCGCUUCCCCCGCGGCCUCCCCGCCGCCGCCGCGCCGCUCAGCCGGAGCCAAAGCCAGCGCCGCGCCUCGGCCGGCCCGGCCAGCCCCAGCCCGUCCGGGACGCCCCCGCCGCGGGACGACGAUGAGGACCUGGACCAGCUCUUCGGCGCCUACGGCAGCGGGGACGCCCCCCCGACGGCGCGAGCCCCCGAGCCCCCGCAGCAGGACGACCCCCUUACCCAUCCGCCACCCCCGCCGGCCCGCGCGGAGGAGGAAGAGGAGGCGGCCGACGGCUACGAGUCCGACGACUGCACUGCGCUGGGGACGUUAGAUUUCAGCUUGCUGUACGAUCAGGAAAACAACGCCCUUCACUGCACAAUCAACAAAGCCAAGGGCCUGAAGCCGAUGGACCAUAAUGGACUGGCUGAUCCAUACGUGAAAUUGCAUUUACUCCCUGGAGCGAGCAAGGCGAACAAACUGAGGACCAAAACUUUGCGGAAUACAUUAAACCCCACUUGGAAUGAAACCCUCACAUACUACGGGAUCACCGACGAAGACAUGAUCCGCAAAACGCUUAGAAUCUCGGUUUGCGACGAAGACAAAUUCCGCCACAACGAGUUUAUUGGCGAAACGAGGAUCCCUCUGAAGAAACUGAAGCCCAACCAGACUAAGAAAUUCAACAUUUGCCUGGAGAAACAGCUUCCGAUGGACAAAAUGGAAGACAAGUCGUUGGAGGAACGUGGCCGGAUCCUUGUUUCCUUGAAAUACAGUUCUCAAAAACAGGGCCUGCUGGUCGGCAUCGUCCGCUGUGCCCACUUGGCUGCCAUGGAUGCCAACGGUUACUCCGAUCCCUAUGUGAAAACCUACUUGAAACCGGACGAGGACAAGAAAUCUAAGCAUAAGACCGCCGUUAAGAAGAAAACCCUCAACCCAGAAUUUAAUGAGGAAUUUUGCUAUGAGAUAAAGCAUGGAGAUUUGGCCAAAAAGACCUUGGAAGUAACAGUCUGGGAUUACGACAUUGGAAAAUCCAACGACUUCAUCGGUGGUGUGGUUCUGGGCAUCAACGCCAAAGGGGAACGCCUGAAGCACUGGUUCGACUGCUUAAAAAACAAGGAUAAGAAAAUCGAACGAUGGCACACGCUUACCAACGAACUCCCGGGAGCUCUCCUCAGUGACUGACUGCUCGGACCUCGAACCCGGGACCUCACCCGCCAAUUGUCAAAGAGACAGAGGGAUUAUGGGAUUAUGGGUUUCUUGACUGCACGUGAUUCAUUCAGGGCCUCCCAGGGCAGAGGGGGGAAAAUGGGCCGAGCUGGGUAGGGGGUAUGGUUCAUUUUCCAGAGACUCCAAUCCGAAGCAAUUUGGGGUUGGGUUUUUUUGGGGGGUGGUGGUUUGGCAAAACCCAUGCUAUUUUUUUUUUCUAGGAUGCCUUCAACCCUGUGUGUGUAUGUAUGUGUGUGAGAGUGUGUGUGGGUUUGGGGAAUAAAUAACCCUGCAUGUGUUAACAGUUGUGAUUUAUAUGCAUAUUCUGAAUUUGAGGUUUGAACAAUUAGCCUCUAAAUACGUUUCAGCAGGUUUACUAACUCUCUAAAACAGGGGCAUCCAAUCUUGGCAGCUUUAAGACUUGUGGCUGGGGAAUUCUGGGAGUUGAAGUCCACAGGUCUUAAAGUUGUCAAGGUUGGAUAGCCCUGCUUUAAUAGAAGACACUCUGGAUUCCAUUUUCGAUAGUUGGAUGAUGUGGGGCAGGGAUUUUUUCUGCCUUUAAUGUUUCCGAGGAUUUUAGUUCUUGGUUUGUGUGCCUGCGUGUAUGUGUGUAUGUAUAUAUACGUGUGUGUCUGGUUGUACAAUGAGAGCUUGCUAUACUUUCGGCGUCCCUAGUGUUUUAGCUGCCCUUCCUGACAAUCUGUACAACACCACAAAGGGCUGUGUAACUAAUUACUAAUUAUACUUCCCCCAAAAAAUAACAUUUCUGUUUCUUCGGCCUUUGCUCUAAUUAUUAUUUUUUUUUAAAAAAAUGCAAGACUUUCAAAAAAGAACAGCUCAAAAUUCCCCAUUCAUUCAAAAUGCAGGUGGUCCUCGACUUAGGACGACAUUCGAGAUAAAAUUCGUCGCUAAGCGAGACACAGUGGUUAAGUGAGAUUUGCCCCAGUUUACGAUCUUCCUUAACAAGGGUUAAGUGGAUCACUGCC